Messenger RNA from Cadophora gregata, 1656 nucleotides. RefSeq lists its product as uncharacterized. Gene Ontology annotation, molecular function: transmembrane transporter activity. Bases 1 to 1656 code for a protein of 551 amino acids. Gene Ontology annotation, biological process: transmembrane transport. NCBI's taxonomy places the organism in Eukaryota, Fungi, Ascomycota, Leotiomycetes, Helotiales, Ploettnerulaceae. The record is from RefSeq and is a predicted model, not a curated record. The transcript has 5 exons.
AUGGCUUCUCAGCCCGAAAACGACUUCGACAGCUCUGAUAUCGCGGCUGUUCGUCUUCAACCUGUUAACACUUUGGGCCAUGUUCGACUUCAAGACGAAGCAGGCACAAGGCUCCUCGUUCCCCGGCCUUCGUCAGACCCCAAUGACCCUCUUAACUGGUCGCAGCCUUUCAAGAUUUACAUCGCACUGCUGACUUGUACGGCAUUGACUUGGGUCAAUUUUUUCGCAGCUGGUCCUUCGACUGUUCUGGUCGAGAUAGUCAUCGACGUGUUUGGUACUUAUCCACCAGACCCCCGAAAUCCGGCCUCUCUAUCCCCAUCGUCGAUUAAGGCAUUCCAGAACGCGGUCACCAAGGCAGCUUUCCUUUUCUCCACAACGUCUGUAUCCGCUGGCGUGGCCAACCUUUUGUGGGUCCCACUCGCCGUAAAAUAUGGCCGCCGCUCAGUGUAUACCUUUUCUUUUCUCGCUUUUGGUCUCUGCUGUAUCUGGUCGGCACGUGCUACCUCUUACAGUACGCUACUGGCAUCAAGAAUCAUAGCAUCUUUUUUCUCGGGCGGCGCUGAGUGUGUCGCUCCUAUGACCAUUGCGGAUGUGUUUUUCCUUCAUGAAAGAGGUCAAAUGACGGCGAUGUACUCGGCUGCACUUUCGACAGGUGCCGCCCUCGGACAAUUCUUAUCUGGGGUCAUGUCAAUCUCACAGUCCUGGAGAUCGUUCCACUACUUGUGCGCUGCUGUUGUGCUGUUUACGACAGCCUUAAUCUUUUUCACUAUGCCUGAGACAGCAUAUCAACGAGUUAUCCCAGAAACAGAGGAACGGACUACGACAGAUUCCAAGGAGGAGGUUACAAAUGUGUCACAAGUGGAACGUGUCGAUUACCCCCCCAAGAAAACCUUUACUCAGCGGAUGGCCUUCACUCGUACUCAUCUCACGACUGAGUCAAUCUGGAAAAUCGCGUUCCGUCCCCUUCCAAUCCUAUUGUUACCCCCAGUUCUUUGGUCCACGUUGUCCUUCGGCAUAGGAAUUGGUAUCUUUGUCAUCAUGGGAACCACAGCCGCAACCGCUUUCUCGCAGGUGUAUCACUUUACAGUUUGGCAAAUCGGAUUGGUCUGGAUCGCAAGCAUUGUAGGCAACCUGCUGGGCAUUCCUUUUGGUGGAUGGCUCUCGGAUUGGGUGGCCGACCGCGCUACUACAAGGAAUGAUGGUAUUCGGGAGCCGGAAAUGCGCCUCCCAGCCGUGAGCGUUGCCAUGAUCGCCUAUCCCGGAUCACUUCUUUUAUACGGUCUGGGGAUGCAUUUCAAGACGCAUUGGAUUGUGCCCGUAUUGGGCGUGUUCGUUUUCUCCUUUGGAAGUAGUGCGGCGAUUGGUAUUACUGUGGUUUACACGAUCGACUGCUACAGGCCAAUUGCUGGUGAGGUCGUGGUGAGCCAGGUGGUCUUCAAAUCUGCCAUUACCUUCCUCAUGUCAUUUUACGCGAACCCCUGGGUCGAUCGGGACGGCUAUGCAGGAGCGUUUGCGACUAUGGCAAGCUUCAGCUUCGUCAUCCUGGCACUCUGGAUUCCGUUGUACAUCUGGGGCAAGCAGAUCCGCACUGCGACUUUCAAAUGGCGUCUGAUGAAACUUGCCCAUUGGGAUGUGGACAGGGAGACUGGUGAAUAG